Molecule: messenger RNA, 3195 nt
Organism: Lagenorhynchus albirostris (white-beaked dolphin)
Lineage: Eukaryota; Metazoa; Chordata; Mammalia; Artiodactyla; Delphinidae
Product: OTU domain-containing protein 7A
Exons: 14
Coding region: 382-3195 (937 amino acids)
Biological process (GO): protein K11-linked deubiquitination; protein K48-linked deubiquitination; protein K63-linked deubiquitination
Cellular component (GO): nucleus; cytoplasm
Molecular function (GO): DNA binding; cysteine-type deubiquitinase activity; zinc ion binding
Source: RefSeq, a predicted model, not a curated record
CCCCGGACCGCGAGCGGCAGCUGGGGAGGGGGCCGCGGAGCCGGAGCGCGAGAAACAGCUGAUCCGAUUUUCCUUAAAGCGAGAGAAAAUGGAAGUCGGGUAGCGGUGACUGAGGCGCUGCGGGCUGGCCGAGCGGAGCGGCACAGCGCGGCAGAGUUCUCAGGGGCUGUGAUCUCACGCCAUUCACUGGGGCAAUAAUGGGCCAUUUCCAGCAGGGACGAUGCCGCGUUGCCCCCGGUGCCUAACUGCCACCCACCUCCAGAGAAUCUCAGUGUCUGAAAAGUGGCAGUGACCAAAGAAGAGGCUCUCCUGGCCGAGGCCCCAGUACAUGGAGAGAAGGAAGACAGCAAUCUUCUAAUUGGAGCCAUAUACAUUAGAUGGAUGGUUUCUAGCCUGCUUCCAAACCCCACCUCAGCUGAGUGUUGGGCGGCCCUUCUACACGAUCCUAUGACUCUUGAUAUGGACGCAGUCCUGUCAGACUUUGUUCGGUCCACGGGGGCAGAACCUGGUCUGGCCAGAGACCUGCUGGAAGGCAAAAACUGGGACCUGACGGCCGCUCUGAGUGACUAUGAGCAGCUCCGACAGGUGCACACAGCCAACCUGCCACCUGUGUUCAACGAGGGCAGGUGCCCCAAGCAGCCCGAGCGAGAGCACCCCCCACCUGCGCACACGGCCGAACGGCCCUGCCCGCCCAGGCAGGACGACAUCGCCCAAGAGAAGCGACUCUCGCGCGGGAUCUCCCACGCCAGCUCAGCCAUCGUGUCCCUGGCGCGGUCCCACGUGGCGAGCGAGUGCAGCAGCGAGCAGUUUCCACUGGAGAUGCCCAUCUACACGUUCCAGCUGCCGGACCUGAGCGUGUACAGCGAGGACUUCCGGAGCUUCGUGGAGCGAGACUUGAUCGAGCAGGCGACAAUGGUGGCUCUGGAGCAGGCGGGUCGCCUGAACUGGUGGUCCACCGUGUGCACGAGCUGUAAACGGCUUCUUCCUUUGGCCACGACAGGGGACGGGAACUGCCUUUUACACGCUGCCUCACUGGGCAUGUGGGGCUUUCACGACCGGGACCUGGUUUUGCGGAAAGCUCUCUACACCAUGAUGAGGACGGGGGCCGAGAGGGAGGCCCUGAAGCGAAGAUGGAGGUGGCAGCAGACGCAGCAGAACAAGGAGUCAGGGCUGGUGUACACGGAGGAAGAGUGGGAGCGAGAGUGGACAGAGCUGCUGAAGCUGGCCUCCAGCGAGCCACGCACGCACAUCAGCAAGCACGGCGGCUCGGGCGGGGGCAUGGACAACGCCGAGGACCCUGUGUACGAGAGUCUGGAGGAGUUCCACGUUUUCGUCCUUGCCCACAUAUUAAGGAGGCCCAUCGUCGUUGUAGCAGAUACGAUGCUGAGGGACUCAGGCGGGGAAGCAUUUGCUCCAAUCCCCUUCGGAGGGAUUUACCUGCCCUUGGAGGUGCCUCCCAACAGAUGCCACUGCUCACCUCUGGUUCUUGCCUACGACCAAGCGCAUUUCUCUGCCCUUGUGUCCAUGGAGCAGAGAGACCAGCAGAGAGAACAAGCCGUGAUCCCCCUGACGGAUUCAGAGCACAAGCUGCUGCCUCUGCACUUUGCGGUGGACCCCGGGAAGGACUGGGAGUGGGGGAAAGACGACAAUGAUAACGCCCGGCUGGCCCACCUGAUCCUGUCGCUAGAAGCCAAGCUGAACCUUCUGCACAGCUACAUGAAUGUGACGUGGAUCCGGAUCCCCUCUGAGACCCGGGCCCCUCUGGCGCAGCCGGAGUCCCCGACGGCCUCGGCGGGGGAGGACGUGCAGUCCCUGCCCGACUCGCUGGACUCGGACCGCGACUCGGUGUGCAGCAACUCCAACAGCAAUAACGGCAAGAAUGGCAAGGACAAGGAGAAGGAGAAGCAGCGCAAGGACAAGGACAAGACCCGCGCGGACUCUGUGGCCAACAAGCUGGGCAGCUUCAGCAAGACGCUGGGCAUCAAGCUGAAGAAGAACAUGGGCGGCCUGGGCGGCCUGGUGCACGGCAAGAUGAGCCGCGCCAACUCCGCCAACGGCAAGCACAGCGACCCGCCCGAGCGCGGCAAGGAGAAGAAGGCCAAGGCGCGCAAGGGCAGCAAGGAGGAGUCGGGCGCCUCGGCCAGCACGUCGCCCUCGGAGAAGACCACGCCGUCGCCCACGGACAAGACGGCGGGCGCGUCGCCGGCCGACAAGGGCGGCGGGCCCCGCGGCGAUGCCUGGAAGUACAGCACGGACGUGAAGCUGAGCCUCAACAUCCUGCGCGCCGCCAUGCAGGGCGAGCGCAAGUUCAUAUUCGCCGGCCUGCUGCUCACCAGCCACCGGCACCAGUUCCACGAGGAGAUGAUCGGCUAUUACCUGACCAGCGCGCAGGAGCGCUUCAGCGCCGAGCAGGAGCAGCGGCGCCGCGAUGCCGCCGCCGCCUCCACGGCCAAGCGGCCGCCGCGCAGGCCAGAGGCCGAGGGCGCGCCGGGCCCGGAGCGCGCCUCGCCGGGCCCGCCGGCCGGGCCUCCCACGCAGCUGGUGCUCAAGCUCAAGGAGCGCCCGAGCCCCGGGCCAGCGGCGGGCGCGCGGGCGGCGCGGGCAGCGGCGGGCGGCGCGGCCUCCCCGGGCCCCGGCGGCGGCGCGCGACGCGCGGGUGCCAGCGGACCGGUCCCGGGCCGCAGCCCCCCGGCGCCGGGGCGCCAGAGCGUCAUCCACGUGCAGGCGGCGGGCGCGCGGGACGAGGCGUGCGCCCCGGCCGUGGGCGCGCUGCGGCCGUGCGCCACGUACCCGCAGCAGAACCGCUCGCUGUCGUCGCAGAGCUACAGCCCGGCUCGCGCCGCUGCCCUGCGCACCGUCAACACGGUCGAGUCGCUGGCGCGCGCCGUCCCAAUAACCCUGCCCGGCGCGGCGGGGGCGGCGGGGGCGGCGGGCGCGGCCGAGCCCAAGUCGCAGACCUACACCAACGGCUUCGGCGCGGCGCGCGACGGCCUGGAGUUUGCCGACGCCGACGCGCCGGCCGCGCGAUCGAACGGUGAGGGCGGCCGGGGCGGCCCCGGCGCGGGGCCGGCGCAGCGGCGCUGCCAGCGCGAGAACUGCGCGUUCUAUGGACGCGCAGAGACCGAGCACUACUGCUCGUACUGCUACCGCGAGGAGCUGCGGCGGCGGCGCGAGGCGCGCGCGGCCCGGCCCUGA